CUACUUUCAUUCGACUCACUGAGGUUUCAUCUCGCAGCACGAGAGUCGGUCUGUCUAUCUAUCUGUCAUCUGUUACCUGAUGAAGAUGAUGAUGAUGCUCACCUGUCUGCUCGGAUUGCUGGUGUGCGGCACUCAAGCUGUGCUUCAGGUGUCAAUAUCCCUCAAUAAAGUGGAACUGAGUGUUGGAGAGUCCAAAUUCUUCACCUGCACAGCCAUUGGGGAGCCAGUGAGCAUAAACUGGUUUAACCCUCAAGGCGAGCGAGUCAUCUCAAACCAGCGAGUGGUUGUGCAUACAGAAGGUGUGCGAUCUCGACUAACCGUCUAUAACGCUAUCAUCGAGGAUGCUGGGAUCUAUCGCUGUCAGGCUGCGGAUGCCACAGGACAAACUCAAGAGGCUACAGUCGUGCUAGAGAUCUACCAGAAGUUGACGUUUCGUGAAGUGAAGACCCCGCAGGAGUUUCGUCAGAAUGAAGAUGCAGAGGUCAUCUGUGAUGUCAUCAGCUCACCUGUACCUGCUGUCUCCUGGUUCUACAAGAACAGAGAAAUCACAUCUGAUUACAACAACAAACUCCAAGUGCUGCCCAACAACAACCUCCAGAUCCUGAAAGUGACUAAAGCAGAUGAGGGUGUGUAUCGCUGUGAGGCGCGAGUGGAGGCGCGGGGAGAAAUUGAUUUCCGGGACAUUGUUGUGUUGGUCAAUGUUCCUCCGGUUCUGAUCGUACCACAGCAAACUUUCAAUGCCACAGCGGAUUAUCAGGAGUCAGUCACCUUCACCUGUAUCACAUCAGGCUCACCUGACCCUCAGGUUACCUGGUACUGGAAAGGUCAUGUGAUUGAAAGCUCAGAGCAGUAUGUGUUAAACUCUCUGGAUGGAGGAAGAAGCACACUGACGGUCAAAAACAUCCGACAGGGUGACGGUGGACCCUACACAUGCAGGGCCAGCAACAAAGCCGGGAGCAUCGAAGGUCAACUUAUCCUUAAAGUCUUUGUUCAGCCUCACAUCACUCAGUUGCGUAACGUGACAGCGGUGGAGGGCAGCGCUGCGAUGAUCUCCUGUACCGCUGAAGGUGAACCGGUGCCUGAGAUCUCAUGGAGAAGAGCCAGUGAUGGACAAACAUUCAGAGAUGGAGAUAAGAGUCAGGACGGUCGUGUGGAGGUGCGUGGACGGCACGGGAAAUCCAUGUUGACCAUCAGCAACGUACGGCUCUCGGAUUGGGGUCGAUUCGACUGCGAGGCCCUCAGCAGGAUCGGAGGCCAUCAGAAAAGCAUGUUCCUGGAUAUCGAGUAUGCACCGAAGUUCCAGACCAGCCAGACGAUCUUCUACUCAUGGGAGGGAAACCCAGUGAACAUCAGCUGUGAUGUGAGAUCUAAUCCUCCAGCGACGAUGCUCUGGAGAAGAGAUCGAUUUACCAUCUCCAGUCAGGGCACCAGCAACAUACAGAUCCACACUGCAGAGGGACGAUCACUUCUAGAGGUCACUCCAGUGUCCGACAGGGAUUUUGGACGCUACAACUGCACAGCCAGAAACAACAUCGGCGCUCGAUAUCAGGAGUUUAUAUUAGCACAGGCAGAUGUUCCUUCAAACCCGACCUCUGUCAGGUUGACCGCUGUAUCUCAGCGUCUCGCUACCGUCACCUUCAUAAAGCCUGACUCACAUGGAGGCGUGCCCAUCAGUUAUUACAUCAUCAACUACAGAGACAUAAGCUCACCUGAUUGGAGAACAGUGAGAUCACAUGGUGUUCAGACUAUGGUGGUUCUGGCGAGCCUGGAGCCCAACACCACAUAUGAGGUGAGAGUGGCGGCGGUGAACGGUAAAGGUCAAGGAGAGUUCAGUCGAUCGGACAUCUUCCAGACGUUACCCAUCCGUGAGCCGAGUCCUCCUACAGUACACGGACAGAGAGGUGUCGGUAAAGCGUACAGACUCGGUCUAAUGAAACAGGAUGAUGGUGGAAUGCCCAUCGUCGAAUACAUCGUCAAAUAUAAAACGGAUAAGGAGGAACAGUGGAUGACUAAGUUGGUUCCCGGUCUGAACGACUAUGCUGUUUUACAGCCGCUUCAGUGGAACACGCGCUACAACGUGGAGAUCACAGCACGCAAUCUGAAAGGCCUGUCAGAACCCACCUUCUUUCAGUUCCUCAUGCCUCAGAAACCUGACAUCACAGCAGAUUCACUGUUCAGUGGUCUCGGUCUGGGCACUGUGGUGGGUUUGGGUGUAGCCGGUCUUCUUCUGCUGCUGGUGUUGGUGGACGUCUGUUGUUUUUUCCUGCGUCAGUGUGGACUUCUCAUGUGCAUCAGUCGCAAGUUCUGCAGCAAGAAAACAACCACCAGCGGCAAAAGCAAAGAGAUGGAGGAGGGAAAAGCAGCUUAUCUGAAACUCCCACUAAAGGAAGAAAAUGGUAAAGACGUACUGAAGCCGGAUUUAAUCGAGAUCAAAGUGCGUGGUGACAACAGCCUUCACACAAAACACGACGACAGUAAAGCAUAAUGGAGGCCGUGCCGAACAUUCCCAGCCCAUUCAAACUAAGAAAAAAAUAUCAAAAGAGAAUCCUAUGAAAAUCUUCAGAAUGGAUGAAUAAUGAAGAUAUGGGCGUGUAAAUAUGUUGAAAUAUUAACAGGGACAGAGUUGAGUUUUUUGUGAUAAAUCUAUGAUGGUCUUUCUAUUCAAGGCUCCAGCACUUUGGGUUGCCGUUUUUGUCUUUGGCCUUUUUUUCGUGUUUUGAUGGCAUCAUGAAGAUCUCCUGCAGCAGCGUCCUGACACGACCCAACGGAUUCAAAGAUCUUUCUUCUCUUUUCCAGGCAUGUCGAGUAAAAAUCGAGUCCACUGAGAUGUCUGACUACAGUAUGUUGUCUUGAUUCUUUCAGAUUCUGGCCAUCUUUAGCUACGUGUCGGGUCUUUUAGUGUUUUUCUAGAAGUGUGGAGAAUUUCAGCCGAUGAAAUUAUGGUUUGAAUUCACAGCCUGCCUUUAUUCGGUUUUUCAGCCCUCUGAGACCGAACAUCUCUAUUGGGUUUUCUUAUAUACUCUUGAUAAUUUCAUCUGCCGGCCGUCACGUCUACAGUUCAUCCUUCAGACUUCUUCAUCAAGUGUUUGUAGCAGCUGUGAUGUUUGAAGAAACACAGGGGAGUCAAAGCAAAUCCUGGCAAAACUUUCAGUUGUAUAUUGAGUUGAUAGUUUCAACUUCGACUGCCAUGACGUCAGGUGAAAUGUUGUUAACUGUAUGCAUGAGUGUGUAUGUGAGUAUGACCAGAAAUAUAUUGUACUCCACACAAACCAAGACAUGACACUUAGACAAGGCAUUGCAAUGUGCAGUUUUAAGCUACAUUUACAUGACAAGGAUAUAGUCAAAACUGAGUUUUUCCUUUGCAUAUUUUACGUACGACAAUGAUGUCAGAAAGAUACGUGUUUACACAAAUAUGCAAAAAGACAAUAGUAUUAAAUGUGGCAGGCCAGUAGAUGGCGAUGUUACUUUGUAAAGAAACACCACAUGCCUCUGCACGUAUGCAUUCUUCUACAAAGCGAUAAAUACAAACAAUCAAGACGACGAAAGCAUCGAUCAGUCUUGUUUAGACGGACUACAAGUGACCCUGGACUAUAAAUCACUUAAAAUGAUGUAAACUUUGUUGAAGACGCAUUCAUAAACUCAGUAUCUUGAGUAUCACUAAACAAUCAAAAAAAAAAUAAUGAAGUUUUGAAAUUGAAAUAAGUUUACUUUUUUCUUAGACACUUAAAGAAACAGUAUGUAGGAUUGUGGCCAAAACUGGUAUUGCCAUCACAAAACUUGUGGCUAAAACAGGUACUGCAAUCACACAGCUGGUGGCCAAUACACAAAAAGACAACAUAAACAUCAGUUGAGGGCUGCAACUCCAUUUUUUAAAUGGCAAUAUCCUGGCCAGACCACUGUUGUCAGUGAUAUUAUGACCUAUCAGGGCCAUUUUAUGAUUAAUUGAUAUACAUUUCUUACAUACUGUUCCUUUCAUUCAAGAAACGUUUUCUCUCCCCAUUGGCAGAUAUUUUUUGCUUGUUAAAAGAACAAAUUUAAUUAAAUUGUAUGUUUUUUGUCUAACAACUAGACAUAUUUUCUUAGGUAAUUUUGUUCAUCUUGAUUUAAGAUUUUUUUUUCUACUGAAAACAAGACAAAAAUACUAAGUAAGAAAGUCAUGAUUUGCAGUGUGUAUUUGAGUGAUGAUGUGCAAUAUGUUUCUGGUCACUGUUUGCCAGCUAAACCGUGCACUUGAGUUAUUAUAUUUAUUAUAUUUUACUAUAGUUUAUAUCUGUUUGUACAUAAAUGAGUUUGUUAUAGUCUUAAUGAAUCACAAGUGUUCACAGAAAAUCAAAUAAAGAUCAGGUCGACUCUUUUCUUUAAGAUUCAUUAAGGCAUCACAGAGCAAAUCUAAACAUUUAUUGUUAAAACCGUAUCUGUAUUAAGAUGUUGAAUGCAAAAAAUUCAUGUAUUUUUACUUGUCUAUUAUAAAUAAUUAUAAUCUUUUGGUUAAUAUAUAAAUGGGAUUUAUUUGGAUAAGAUUGAACUUGUAGUAUGAUAACCCAGACAAGAGAUGACAGUAUGUGCACUGGUUUAACACUGGAAGUUAAGUCAUUAAUGUGUUUUUAUUUAGCACUUUUUAACAGAUCUGCGAAAACAUCUCUAAUGUGUUCAUACUCGCAAAUGUAUUUGAUCCGUGUCUCUAUGCCUAAAAAUCAAAAGGAAACGUUUGUCAAGUCGAAUUAAACUAGAAUUUUCUCACAUUAAGCGGCCAAAACAAAACAAUAAAGUAAAUGUUGUUUGUGUGACAGAUUCACUGAAUCAUCUCGCAUGAUAAUAAUAACCUGUAGUUUUAUUCACUGCAAAGAAAAACUUGAAUCAGUUGUCUAAAAAGCAAACUUUAUAAUAAAGAAUGAUGUAAAAUACAGUUUGUGGCAGGUAGAAGAUAUUUAUUUAUACAUUUUAUUUCCUUCAGUUGAAUUAAUAAGACUUUAUUUUCUGAACAUUGGAAAUAAUCAUUCAUAUAUAAUAUAAAUUUAUAUUCAUUGUAUCCUAAACACUCACACACACAAUUCUGAUGAAUUUCUGUUCUAUGCAUAAUUUAAUUAAGAUCUCUCAUG
Messenger RNA from Paramisgurnus dabryanus, 5099 nucleotides. It is a transcript of the gene ncam2a, whose product is annotated as neural cell adhesion molecule 2. Gene Ontology annotation, molecular function: protein binding. The record is from RefSeq and is a predicted model, not a curated record. Lineage: Eukaryota; Metazoa; Chordata; Actinopteri; Cypriniformes; Cobitidae. Gene Ontology annotation, biological process: cell adhesion. Gene Ontology annotation, cellular component: neuron projection; membrane.